AAUUUCUCCUUGAUAAUCUUGUAGCCAUUUUAUCACCAUCGACUACAACGAGAAAAUUAAAUUAAAUAACCCAAGAAGUCAUAAUAAAUUUCGAUUGAUUCAUAAUUGUUGUGAUUUAUCCGUCAAUAUUAUGUUUGCGAUACCGGUUAAAUUAAAAGAUAAACUAUUAAGUUCAUUGGUGUGAUUGGUUUUCAAGAUCAAGUAAAUUAAUAUCCAAGUAUUAUUGACAACAAGUGAAUUUAAUUAACUAUGUCUUGUAAUCAUUGCACCACCAAAUUCAACUUCUUUCACAAAGAGGUUGGUUGUGCUAAUUGUGGUCUCUCAUUCUGCAAUAAAUGUCUCAAACAAAAAUGUAGAAUACCUCAGAGAGGCACAGUGGAAUAUAAUGUGUGCAGGACUUGCUUUCAGAAAUUAACUUCCUCUAGUACAAGUUCAUCAGGAAUAACUGUCAUUACUCCUCCAGAAGCAUAUUUAAAGCGCUUGGAAGCAUUAGAUAAUUCAACAGGACCACCUCCUAUUACAAUAUAUAAGAAUGAUGCCAAAAGGCAGGAGACGCGAUCUGGAAUGGCACCACAAGACGUUCAAAUUAUGGAAAGGUUGGAGAAGUUAAAACAUGAAGGCAAGUGGCCCCCUCCUUCUGAGAAUGAAAUACGGCAACGCCUGGCUAAACUUAAGGGAGAGAAUAACUAUGUGGUUGGUCCAAGCAAGCAAACGAGCGACACUCUCCUAGAGAAGUUUAUUGUUGAGCGUGAAAUUGAGCUGGUACAAAAUCCGCAACAAGAAAUUGAGGCCAGACUGGCAAGUUUGAGGGAACAAGGCACUAGGCCUAAUGAGGGAACAUUUAUUAGAAAUUUACAUGAUUCUGAAUCAAGUUCAGAGGAUGAAGUUGAGAAGAUAACUAAGAAGAUAAUGGAUGAAGUAGCCCUUGAUAAUCGAUGUCCGGUAAAGUUAAGCAGUGAUGAGGUCGACGAAGACACUGGAAACCGAGAAGAUUCACCCGAAUUACCGUGGUGUGUGAUGUGCAACAACGAUGCACAAUAUCGCUGUUUGGACUGCAAUGGUGACCUGUAUUGUUCCGAGUGCAAUGUUGAAGCCCAUCACAAAGUGAUACCAUACAGCGCGCGAAAGUGAUUUCCCACAAAGUUAUAUUACAUAUCCACAACAUAUUAUGAUUCAACUACCAAUUUGCUCAGGUAAACAAUAGCACAGCAUUCUUUCAUAUUUUAUCUUUGAAUGUAUAAACGUGUAAAUUAUGUACAUGAUAAUUAAAAUGGGAAUGAAUCCCUUUUGUAGCAAAA
Molecule: messenger RNA, 1298 nt
Organism: Dalotia coriaria
Lineage: Eukaryota; Metazoa; Arthropoda; Insecta; Coleoptera; Staphylinidae
Product: abscission/NoCut checkpoint regulator
Exons: 4
Coding region: 250-1131 (293 amino acids)
Biological process (GO): mitotic cytokinesis checkpoint signaling; abscission
Cellular component (GO): cleavage furrow; centrosome; midbody
Molecular function (GO): phosphatidylinositol-3-phosphate binding; metal ion binding
Source: RefSeq, a predicted model, not a curated record